Molecule: messenger RNA, 4218 nt
Organism: Anopheles funestus (African malaria mosquito)
Lineage: Eukaryota; Metazoa; Arthropoda; Insecta; Diptera; Culicidae
Product: protein trachealess-like
Exons: 6
Coding region: 1373-3235 (620 amino acids)
Biological process (GO): regulation of transcription by RNA polymerase II
Molecular function (GO): DNA-binding transcription factor activity, RNA polymerase II-specific; RNA polymerase II transcription regulatory region sequence-specific DNA binding; protein dimerization activity
Source: RefSeq, a predicted model, not a curated record
AAUCAAAAAAUUAAAAAAAAUGAAAAUUUUCCUCAUUUUUGCACCAAUUUUUGCCUAUAACUCGGUAGGUAUCCAACGGAUCGCCAAUCUUUAACUUGUGGUCGAUAGAUGGCAUCAAUGGCUACAUUUUCUUCUUGGACGACCAUGCCCUCAGAUGUCUGUGCCAGAAGUUAUUCGAGGAAGCAAGUUCCUUACCCUGUUUGAGAAAAUGUAAAAAUUUUCUCAUUUUUCUGCAGUUCAGCAAAAUUUUUAAAUGUGAUAUAUUUUAUUGCGAAUUUGUUGCAAUAAGUUUCUUUUCACUCAAAUAAUGCUUUAAAUUAAAAAAAGAAUAAAAAAUCAGAAAAAAAUUUCAAAAAAAUUUUCCACUCGAAAAUUUCAUAAGGCUUACCCCUUACGAUUUUUUUGGGAAAUUUUGCAAAAAAAAUUAAAUUGUUUUAUUUUAAUGCCAAUUGGUUGAAAUAAGUUUCUUUUCAUUCAAGUAAUGCAUUAAAUAAAAAUAUAUAAAAAACUAAGUCGGUCGCAAACGCGACAAUUGCAAAGUAUGUAGUGACGGGGUUAAAGACGUUAAACGUUAAAAUAAAGAGAAUUCUACAGUACGUUUAUACAGGAAAAUAAAAAAAUCUAUUCAGACGAUUAAGAAUUCUGUUAACUAGUUUAGAAAGAAUACACCAAUAGAUAAAUGGGUAUGUAUGGAGACUUAAACGCUGUGCUCUUCGUUUUCACAUCGUUGAUAAUGUUCUCAAUUCUCAAUCUCAAUCUCAAUUUAAAAUCAAAAGAUACAUAUCACAUUAAUAACUGGCUUUAUGCUCCAAACACACGCAUUUUUUUCUAUUGUUUAACAAUAAAAGGCUGGUUUAACAAUAAAAGUGCAACAAAUCGAAUCUUUGUUCGAAAUGUCCGCCUGGUUUCCCACCGUGGUCCAGUAGUUCAGUCUUUGACCGUUUCGUUAAGAUGCCGUCGCUAGCAGUAGCGACAAUAUUUCGUUCAACGUCGUGCGCUGCAGCUCGUCACGGUAAAAUGUGCAAUUGAAGGUGUGUUUGAAUUUUUUGAACUUUUACAAAGCAUAAAGAGGAGUUUUGCAAAGUGUGUUUAGUGUGUAAUUCUAGCAGGUCGAAAACCAACCAUUACUGGAUCGGGAAUUGUGUACGUAAGUAGUCCGUGUGCUUAUUUUCGGUUUCGCUGGCUUCAGCGUUUGCGAGCAGCGAGCGGGGAGUCUCAUUAACGUAUUUCGUUUGAAAUGCUAACAUCGAAAAUCGUGCACGGGUGACUUUGAUAGUGAGAAAACUUUUACUCUACUGGUGUGCUGUUCAUCGGUGUGCAAGUGUGUCCGUAAAAUUAGGACAUUGUUUAAAUCGGUCCUGGGUACGGCAUUAUGUUCCCUUUCUCCUCCCUGCAAGUCGAGUAUAGCAAUUUUCAUCGUUCAUCGCAAAUCAUGUCGAACGCCCUGAGCAUGAGCAACUCCGGCUUUCCACAUUCGUGGAUCGUCUCCGGGCAGGACUUUUGUCCGAUAACGUAUUCAUCGAUACAGGGCCACAAUUCGGGCGUCUCGAGCAAUCUCGCAACGGUUGAACCGGGUCUGAUCGAGCUGCGGAAGGAAAAGUCCCGGGAUGCCGCACGCUCACGGCGCGGUAAGGAGAAUUACGAAUUUUACGAACUGGCAAAGAUGUUACCGUUGCCGGCAGCGAUCACCAGCCAGCUAGACAAGGCGUCCAUUAUACGGCUCACGAUCAGCUACCUGAAGCUGAAGGAAUUUAGCGAGAACGGUGUACCGUCUUGGUGCAAGGACCCUAUCGGCUUCCAGAACUACAAUGCACCACAAUACUUUAACGAGAUGUUCGAAACACACCUCGGUACGCACAUCCUGCAGUCGUUGGAUGGGUUCGCCAUCUCUACCGGAGUUGACGGCCGCUUCCUCUACAUCUCCGAGACGGUUUCGAUCUAUCUCGGGCUGUCGCAGGUGGAGAUGACCGGCAGCAGCAUCUUCGACUACGUGCACAAAAAUGACCACGCGGAAGUGGAGCAACAGCUCGGCAUCAAGAAGGGUGCGGAGUAUGCGAGCUACGGCGGGUACGGUGAUGACCCGCCAGCCGAGAAGGCAACCGUACUGAAGCUCGGCAAGGAUGCCCCGGGCGGGAAAGGUCUGCUACCGGGCGAAUCCUACGAAGGUGAUGAUCGUGCGUUCUGCAUCCGGAUGAAGUCAACACUGACCAAACGCGGUUGCCACUUCAAGUCGUCCGGCUACCGGGUAAUACUGCUGCUGUGCCAUCUACGCAAGAAGGGUGCGGGCCAGGAGGAUGCACACACCGACAAGCAGACGGUGAUUGGGAUGGUUGGGAUUGGGAUCGCGCUCCCACCACCGUCACUGCACGAGAUCAAGCUCGAGUCGGACAUGUUCGUGUUUCGAACCAGCCUUGACCUGACGAUCAUUCACUGCGAGAACAGGAUUUCCAGUUUUCUGGACUACACCGCGGACGAGCUGAAUGGGAAGAGCGUCUACAGCCUCUGUCAUGGUCAGGAUGCGCACAAGCUGAAGAAGAGCCACAGCGAGCUGAUCCAGAAAGGUCAGGUACUGACACCGUUCUAUCGCAUCCUCAACAAGAAUGCGGGCUACUUCUGGAUCCAGUCCUGCUGUACGAUGGUGUGCCAGACGAAGAAUAUGAGCGAUCAGACGGUGAUCUGCGUCAACUACAUCAUCACCAAGCCGGAAAAGGAAAACCUCAUCCUAGACAUCUCCCAGAUACCGUCGGCGGCGGGCGUACUUGGCGACUACCAUGCGAAACCCCUGUCAGCAGGCAGUGCAUCCGGUGCCAAAAAGUCUCAACCGGGUGGACCGACCGAGUACGAGCUGGAAACCGGUGGUGUCACACAUCCCCAUGCCCACCAUCAUACCGGUCCGGACGGGUACCAUCUCGAUGGUGGUGCAUCGCACAUCGACCACAAGUCGGAAAUGCUGGAAAAGUCCGGUCUCGGGAAGGGUGGACUAGCGAUGGCAUACGGUACCACCACCGACAAGAAGGAUCUCGACUACAAGGACAAGCUACACGAGCGCGAAAAAGGCUGCAGUAACAGUAAGCACCAGCGUCUCAAAAGUGGCAGCCCAAUGCUUAAUCUACCGAACGAGAAUGGUACGCUCGAGAAGAAGUCGUCCGGUGGUAAGAAAAGCGUCAACAAUCGAGCCAGCGUAAUCCGGGUGUUAAGCAAACCGUCGAAGAAGGUACUGCAGGAGUCGCACUAGACAUGCGAAAUGGCCCACACACACAAUCAAUCCCGCAAUGCUGCGAUCAACCACUUUUUACCAUAUUUUUUAGUAUUUAGUGCAAAGGACGGAAUGCCGUCUGCUCUCACAACUUCCACCUUUUCCGAGCCGUUUUUUUUCUUCAUAUUUGUUUAUUAGGAUGUAGAAUGCGUAGUAGUAGUUUUCCCUAGUUGUUAGUUAAUAGUGAAUCAUCUUUACUACUUUUGCAUUCGUAUUUCUGUAAGAAGACGACACUAAAAACAUACACGCACGUUAUGUUUAUGUAAGACAAUUAUGAUUUGAGUUAAAUAGUUUUUUUUAUUUCGCUUGGUUUACAUAUUGCCAUACGCCGGAAGGACAAAAGUACAGCGGAAUCGGGAGCAGUGGAAGAUAGAGAGAGAUAUUGAAGGAGUGCCAGAAAAAGGGCGUAAAAGAAGAAACGGAAAGGUUUAGAAGUUUUUCAUUAAAAUACGCGACAGGGAUGGCUCUAAAAAUGCUGCACACUUACGGAUACACGCCCAAAAAGGAAUGGAAUGGCGUUGGUUUUCGGUAAUAAAAAAAAUUGCUAGUGCUUCCUUGAGCCUCCCACGCUCACUUACCCUGUACACACAUCCACACACACUCACACAUUCACACUAUAACUUCCUUCACCUGCCACUUAUUCUGCUCUUUCUUCUACACCCCCGCGCUCCUCAUCUCUCCCUCUCUCCUACCCUUUUCCCAUGUUCCCCAACCCUCCUAACCCUCCUUCCUUUUAGUACAUUUAUAUAUGUAUCUUCCUGCCGCUCCAUGCGCUCCGUUUAACUACUUUCUAUAAUAUAAUAAACCUUGUGUAAAGCAAUAUCAAAAUGAAGCACUGUAGGAGUUUUUGCAAGCUAUAAGUAAGUAAAUCGAAGAAAUCAGAAUUCAUGUGUGCUUCAAACAAUGCAUCAAGCGUCGCGAUAAAUAACUAAGAAAAUGCUAAACUUUAUGAUAAAAAAACA